Molecule: messenger RNA, 1208 nt
Organism: Fusarium verticillioides 7600
Lineage: Eukaryota; Fungi; Ascomycota; Sordariomycetes; Hypocreales; Nectriaceae
Exons: 3
Coding region: 231-1031 (266 amino acids)
Source: RefSeq, a predicted model, not a curated record
UGGGGGCCAAAAUGUACCAUGAUUUGCGGAUUAGAUGCGGUCAGCUUACAGAUCGUAGCCUGAAAUACCAUUUUGAAACCAGGCUUAGCGAAAAGGAUCGUCGUUAUAAAGGCACCAAGUCGCGCCCCAAUUUAAUCCUGUCUGACUGAUCCGCUCCCUUUCCCUGUCUCUUGGUUCUUCCUUUUCAUUUCUUGUUUCGUUAGCGGUUUUUGAUCGCCUGGAGUUGCGCAAUGAGUCAACAGCAGCAUCUUGCGGACAGUGAAGGCCUCCAGGUCAAUACGGACGCUGAACAAGCUGCCAAAGCUCCAGAAGUAGCUCCUGGUUACGACAACGGCAAUUACUACAUCCCUCCCGGCUAUCAUCAUCCUCAACAAGCGUCAUCGGAUGGGGUAAGGAUUCCUUUUGGGCUCGGAGUCUGGACCUUCGCUGCGCUUGUCGCUCUAUGUACAGCCAUCGUCGUUGGCGCAGGUGUAGGUGGAGGAUUGGGCGCUGCUUUGGCAAAUAAAUCUAGUGACUGCUCAGCGGACUCAGCAUCUGGUACCGCUCCCGCCGCGACAGCAGAACCAACCGCGACCUCAUGCCCAACGCCCGACAACAGCACAUCAGUCAACGACACAGCUCCCUAUGUACCGAGAGCUGCUGAUACAGUCAGCCUGCUAGAGUUAGAAUGCCCCGAUUCCAAGAAAGACGAGACACGGUACAAGACCAACAAAGGCUACGAGUUCAAGUGGUGGUGCGGCGUCAAUGCAGCACAAGGCACCCCGGCCGAGGGAGGAGGUAUUGUCGCCGACUAUGCGCCUAUUUAUGCCUAUACGAUUGAAGACUGUAUGGAAGCUUGCGGCAACAUGAUCGACAAGGACGCCGAAACCGGCAACGGAGUGAAAUGCGCCAGCAUCGUCUUUUCGAAGCGCAUGAAGGAUGAAUUAGACGGUUUGAACGCGAACUGCUGGUUGAAGAAUAAUUCCAAGGCGCAGGGGAGCAAUUGGGGUUUCAAGGACGAUUGGUACGCAUACGCGGAGCUAGACAACUGAACAAGUCGAAGUGGGGCGUAUGAGACUGGCAGGAAUACCUAAUGAUGAGUUGAAUGUAGUUUAAUUCUAGAAAUGAUACCAAAGUCUGCCUCUGUCAGGGCUGAAGCUAUUCCCAACUCACGCACGACCUGACGCCCGCAUCUGGCGGAACCACGAAAAGCCAACGUGAAUUAAGGG